Effrenium voratum is the source of this 393-nucleotide messenger RNA. The record is from the annotation of a GenBank genome assembly. Lineage: Eukaryota; Dinophyceae; Suessiales; Symbiodiniaceae.
GUGAAGGUGCUCUACGGCAAGGUCAUCAUCCGGGAGAGGCCUGGACCGGAGAUCAAGGAUGGCAAGAUGAUGGAGGACGUCGCCCAGAAGGAGUUGCUGGCGUUGCUGGAGGGUGGCAGAGGGUACCUCCUCCGGCAGAUGCUCAUUGGCAAGGUUGGGAUAAUUGCGGGGGUCAGGGUGGGCCGCCGCAGCAGCCGCCACAGGUUCAAAGGAGGGCAAAUGGCGGCGGGAAGGCCUGUGGAGGUUUUGUGGGAUCGCCUCAACGGCCUGAAGUCUCAGCAAGCAGUUGAUGUGGAGGGCCUCAGGCGGAGGAUCAUGAAGGAAGCCGAGGAAGCAUUUCAGCUGAAGCUGAACAGGCCGAGCCAAGCUGGGGGGAGCCACACUGACAGCUGA